Molecule: messenger RNA, 2472 nt
Organism: Alternaria arborescens
Lineage: Eukaryota; Fungi; Ascomycota; Dothideomycetes; Pleosporales; Pleosporaceae
Exons: 5
Coding region: 1-2472 (823 amino acids)
Biological process (GO): transmembrane transport; carbohydrate transport
Cellular component (GO): membrane
Molecular function (GO): carbohydrate:proton symporter activity
Source: RefSeq, a predicted model, not a curated record
AUGGCGAGAUUUCUAGGUCUCAGAGGUCGUAGUCUAGCGAGCGCCAUCAGCAUCACGUGCGGACUUUGCUUUUUAUGUUUCGGCUACGCCCAGGGUGUUAUGGGCGGUCUCUUGACCGUUCAGCAGUUCUUGGACAGAUUUCCUCAGGUCGACAUUGUGAACGAGAGUUCGUUCCACAACGCGUGGGUCGCAGGUCUUACCGUUGGAACAUGGCAUCUGGGCUGUAUUGUCUCAGCUAUCGCGACAAUCUUCGUCGGUGACUUGCUUGGGCGUCGGCGCACACUCAUCCUCGGCCUUACCUUCUGGGUGAUUGGCGAGAUCAUCCAAACGUCUUCGUACAGCUUCCCACAAUUCAUCGUCGGUCGCGCGAUCGCCGGUUUCGGCAAUGGCUUCACCACUUCGACCGCCCCCGCGUACCAAGCAGAAUGCGUCAAGUCUCAUCGCAAAGGAACAAUCCUUAUGAUCAGCGCAGGAGCGUUCGUGUCCGCUGGCAUUGCGCUUUCGUACUGGUUCGUCUUCGGCUUCGCGUACAUCACCAGCUCCUCGGCAUCAUGGCGCGUCCCCAUUGCCUUACAGAUCAUGUUUGCGCUCCCGGCCAUCGCAAUGCUCUUUGUUCUUCCUGAGUCUCCUCGAUGGCUGAUUCUUACCGGACGCGAACAAGAAGCAUUGACCGUCCUUGCGGCCCUGAAUGACGACGAACCCGACAGCUUCGAGACCAAGGACGAAUUCCUACAGAUCAAGGAUGCCAUCUUGAUUAUGGCGCAGGGAUCAAGCGCGGGCAUGUUCUCCAACAAGGAGCGCAGAGGCUUUCACCGUGUGGUGUUGGCAUACUUUGUUCAGGUGUUCCAGCAAGGUACCGGCAUCAACUUGGUUCUACAAUACCUUUCGUGGAUCUUCCUCACACGCAUGUCUUAUGAGGGAUGGCUGGCUCGUCUUCUGGCCUCGUGCUCAGCGACUGUGUACUUUCUUGCCUCGUUCAUCGUCGUCGUUGGUAUCGAUCGCUUCUGGGGUCGUCGCUCACUCAUGAUGUUCGGCGCUGCGGGUAUGUCAGUAUGCAUGAUCCUUAUCACUAUUCUGCAGUACUUGUGGUCUGAGCAUAGCAUGCAAGCUGGCAGGAUCGCCAGUACCGUUUUCCUGUUCAUUUUCUCGGUUUUCUUCGCCAUCGGAUGGCAGGGUAUGGCCUGGCUGUACCAGGUCGAAAUUGUACCCCUUCGAAUCCGUGGGCCUGCCAACGGACUUUCGACAAGUGCCAACUGGUUGCUUAACUUUGUCAUUGUUUUCAUCACGCCGAUCGCAUUCCAACGCAUCUCCUAUCGCACUUGGAUCAUUUUCGCAGUCACUAACUUUGCCAUUCUUCCUCUGGUCUAUUUCUUCUAUCCUGAAACUGCCUUCCGGUCGCUUGAAGAAGUCGAUGUCAUCUUUCAGCUCGCACAUGAUGCGCCCGGCAACCCUUGGCUCACCGCCGUUGGCUUCUCCCAAAGCGAGCCGCUUUGGUUCGGAAAGAAAGACCCUGAAAAACGACUCAAUUUCAACUACGCAAACAGCUCAUGGCACAAGAGACUCGUAGAGAGCAUAUUGAGUCGUGAAAGUGGCAGUGGAAGCAAUACCAACAGUGGUACCACUGAAAAGAGACCUUGGAGUAAUGGUGAGAGUCCGGAUUCUGAUGAGACAGCCGCGCCUACAAUCGCGCGCGGACGGAAGAGGUCAGAAGAGUCACCUGUGGAUCCUCGACUCCACCGUUCACCACCGCUCAGUCCAGCAACGACAAUGACUACAACAAUCACCAGCCAAAAGCGACCUCGCAGGAAACUGCAAAAGCGCAACAGUAGCGCUAGCAGCCUGGCCAGUCACAUAAGCCAGUCUCAGCCACCACCUGUCUUUGGUCUCUAUGACAACAGUCUUCCAGUGGAAACGCAUCAACCAACCAUGCCACACCACCGCCACACUCGCAGCACGUCUUCCGACUCACUCAACUCUGUACGACCAGAGUGGUGGACUGACGACCUUACCCCAAUACCAGUGGCACAGCGCAGCAGAUCCUCAAGCAGAACAGGUCACGCGAUGGAAACCCGCGGUCGACCUUCAUCCCGCAUCUCUCAAAGAAGCCUGUCAAACAAUGCCUUGAAUCGGCUCGUAAACCGCGAUUUACUCGCCGAACAACAGCAGCAAACUCUACCCCGUAGAGCAGCUAGUAGCUCGUCUUUCCAACAUCAGGCCAACGACUACCGCCAUGAUGCCAUCACGGACCGUGAGAGUAUCGACUACCCUGGCAUGCUAGGUGGCGAGGAGCGGGGAAGAGGUAGAAGCGGCAUUGUGAGGACGCAGAGUGAACGGGAGACAUACCUCCCUGAUGGAGUUUACGAGGUUGUUGAGGGGAGGGUAAGACAGAUCAGUGCGGGACCUGCUAGCAGGCCCGGUAGCGUGGGGAGUGGGAGAAAGUACUCAGCUAGGGGUGCGGGAUUUGCGAGAUAA